Messenger RNA from Prorocentrum cordatum, 360 nucleotides. Lineage: Eukaryota; Dinophyceae; Prorocentrales; Prorocentraceae. The record is from the annotation of a GenBank genome assembly.
AUGAUAUGCAUGCCCGCACGUAUUUGUAUGAUCCCCGAGCGCGCUUGUCUCAGCGUGGGCCCCGUUCGCCCGUCCUCUCCUCCGCCCGGUCGUCCUCCUCCUGCUCCUGCGGGCGACGCCCAGAGACGGGAGCUGCGCGCCUCGCCCGCUGCCCGCGGCGGAGGCAUGCGCGGAGCCUCGCGCCGCGGGUGCCAGAGCAUGUCAGGCGUCUGCGCAGGCAGGGAGGGGUGCCUCGACGUGGCCGCCGGUGCGCCCGCCACGCUGUUGUGCGGAAGCCGCCGCCUGCCCCGUGGCCUGCGCGGAGCCUCGCGCCGCAGGCGCGAGAGCAUGGCGGGCGUCUGCGCAGGCAGGGACGGGUAA